AUGAUGGCAGACUCAUCAAUAAUUGCUCGUUUUGUCUAUAGGAGCAUGGAUUUGUUUGCGGGCUUGAGCUCGAUCUUCACCCUGGCGGCUAUUUCCCUUGAAAGACUCCACGCCAUUGUUCGCCCUCUUCGCCAUCGACAACUCACCUUACGCAGCUGCGCGAUUGCCAUAGCAACGCCAUGGAUCUUAUCCUCUAUUGUGACGUCAGUUCCCGUAUUUCCCUUUAUAACCUAUAUUCAGACCAGUUCUGUGAUAAUUAUUAGCUUGUCAACACCUUUGUUGAUAACGUGCGUUUCCUGUUGCAUUAUUUGGAGGAAGCAAGCUUCUAGAAUUCGCAGUGGAGCUCGAGAAAGAAAGGAUGUUCACUUAAAUAAGACGCUGCUAUUGAUAACUGCGGUAUUUGUUUUCUCAUGA
This is a messenger RNA of Porites lobata, 414 nucleotides long. Lineage: Eukaryota; Metazoa; Cnidaria; Anthozoa; Scleractinia; Poritidae. The record is from the annotation of a GenBank genome assembly.